Messenger RNA from Penicillium canariense, 1464 nucleotides. Its product is annotated as ACT domain-containing protein. The transcript is spliced from 3 exons. Lineage: Eukaryota; Fungi; Ascomycota; Eurotiomycetes; Eurotiales; Aspergillaceae. Gene Ontology annotation, biological process: cellular response to L-arginine; regulation of intracellular signal transduction. The coding region runs from base 1 to 1464 and encodes 487 amino acids. Gene Ontology annotation, cellular component: cytosol. The record is from RefSeq and is a predicted model, not a curated record.
AUGGAGCAAUCCAUGUCCAUGAUCGAUGCCCAAGUGCAAUUUUUAGAGGAGCACCUGGUCUUGGUCCACAUCCCCUUGGAACUGUACCCCUACUUUUUGAAACCGGUGCUUAGACUCAUUCUUGACGAAAUCUCCCCGUUGGAAGAUGGCGAGAAGGACGAAGAUGACUUCUUGGCGGACAUGGAGUCUAUUUCUGAUGAGGGCUCCGAGUACCGAGCACCGGCAUUCUUGAACGUUUCCAUCACCCCCGUGGAAGUCUCUGUGAUCUGCCCGAGGCGCCUGGUCGAGAAGUAUUUCGAUCCCCUCAUCAACCAGCUCAGCCAGAUAGAUAUAUCGCUGCGGUCUCGCGUGCAUAUCAGUGAAAAUGACUACAUCGCCAUGCAGGUUCUGGGCCAAGGUCUAGAAGCCGGCAGGCGUGUUCUGGAGCUGACUAGCCCGCUAGCCAUGGCAGGAAUCUCAAUCUUCUUCAUUUCAACCUACUUCUCCGACUACAUUCUCGUGCCCCUGCGCAGCAAAUCCAACGUAAUAUCCGCCCUCGAAAAUCGGGGCUUCCAGUUCGAAAACGCCAACACAGCCUUUGUUAAUCCUCUCAGUCCAACAGGGGAAAGAAAGCUCAGCGAAGUUAUCCCACCACUCACGCCUCCGCCAUCAAGCGUCGCAGAACUCCAAACCCGUACCUUUGAAAACCUUCGCAAACACCAGAUUCUGCCUGCUGUAGAUGACAGUCUCCGCCUCGUCCAGUGCGCAGCACACCACCAGUAUAACCGCGAAGAAAGCUCCAUGUCAAUUCUACGCAAUGCGCUGACAACUGUACUCCUCGUCGAUGAGCCGCGCUUCCUUUCACUCACCCUCGCCGCGUUGGACCCGGCCGCCUCCUUGCUUCUCGAAAAGCGGUUGCUUCCACGCUUUGCGCGACAAUCCGAUUACGAAGAUGGCUCGGGGCUACUGCUCGGCUCAAAAGAGGACUAUUUGAUCCCAAUAAUGCUGGACCUGCGCGAUCUGCCGCUGGAGGCAUCCGGUAUCGUCUGCGGGGUAGCCGGGCGUCUUGCCGAAGCAACGAACGGGUCGUCGCGUAGCGUAACUAGCGGCAACGCAAGUAUUGCCAGCGGGAACGACAGCAGUGUGAUCGCAUCAGUGUCUAAAUUGUUUGAUACUUUUGGCACCCGGCUUGCUCUUGGUGAUAAGAAGUCGAAGCCCUCGAGUCAGCAUCAAUUGGCGCCGACAACUCACCAUCUCAAGCCGGACCUGGAUGCGUCGGCGGAUGCGGUCGAGAUUAGUUUUCUGAGUACUGCCCGUGCUGGUACCAUCAUUGUGGGCGAGGACGAGCUGCAGAGGGCGAUUGAUGCCCUCGAGGCGGAGAAGAUGCAGGAUUCAGCUGCUGAGGUGACAUCCGAUAGCCCUGGGGUUGGGCUUGGGCUCAACCCUGGCACUGCCGAGGAUUCUGAGCCUGAGCAGAGCCAGUGA